This is a messenger RNA of Ostertagia ostertagi, 1034 nucleotides long. The record is from the annotation of a GenBank genome assembly. Lineage: Eukaryota; Metazoa; Nematoda; Chromadorea; Rhabditida; Trichostrongylidae.
AUGCUGUAUGUGGCAUGCCGGAUGCGAAUGCUUUGCAACAACUUCUUAGCGUCAACUACGGAGCUACACAGUAUCAUGCUCCUUCAUUCAGCUGCAAAGGACCGUAUACGUAAUGAGGCUUGUUUUGGCAAUGGCAUCAUUCGACUAUUUCAUUUUCUCGCGAUUGGCGACGUUCGGCUUGUUACCAUUCCGAAUUGUCGUGCCCGCUGUGCGAUCAUGGUGGAUAUGAACGAGAUACACGAGCCGUUGGUUUGCUCAGAAGAUGAGGAGGAGGUUGAUGAAAACGAGUACAAACCGCUGAAUCCGUUCCACAGAGAGGAUGUAACAAUAGAUCUCGUCAUACAGGCUCCAUAUAAUGAACUGAAAGACCUUUUAUCUGAAGGACAAUUUCCUAAUGCUGUGAGGCAAAAGCUUGUCAAGUCGCUAAGAAACCUGAUCGACGACAUUCUGGAAGCUGAUCGUGUACUGUUACACAUCCACGCUUUUAAUAGCGAUCCUGUAUUCUACACCAUUCCGAUCGGAGUGUCGACAAAAAUACCGAUAUUUACAUUGGAAGACAAAACGAAGGAGAUGAGCGUUUUUCUCGGCAUUCUGGAAGCUGAUCGUGUACUGUUACACAUCCACGCUUUUAAUAGCGAUCCUGUAUUCUACACCAUUCCGAUCGGAGUGUCGACAAAAAUACCGAUAUUUACAUUGGAAGACAAAACGAAGGAGAUGAGCGUUUUUCUCGGGCAAAAAUGGGUUCACAUGCAUGCAGAAAGAGUAGUAUUGAGAAGCUCAAACCUACCGUUUAAUAUGUUUGGGCUCAAGAAUGAUAUUGAUUGUCGCGUCGCUGAGGACAAGCUGCAUGAUCUACUCAGAGAACAGAGUUCAUUUUGUCUCGUGCAAAAACAGACUUAUGUGACCUUUGUUUACGGAAAGAAUAGCGAUGUGCCAGUGUACUUCUACAUGAUCAAAGUGACGCUAGAGGCGCCAUGUCUCAUUCUCAGGACGGCUUUUCUUGGUGGCAUAAGUGGUACCGAACGUAGAAAUGU